AUGCCAAAAAUGAACAAACACUUGUGAGUGGCUUUGCAAAUACAGGAGAAGAUGUUUAAAUGUGGUCUUGAACUCAGAGUGUGAGUUUCUCUUGGUCACCUAAUGCUUUGUUUAGUAACUAUUAAAAAAAAUCUAGGAUAUUCUUAUUGAAAUUGUAGCAUUGUAAAUUAUUUCUGAUCGUAGUCUGCAGGAAUAAUAAUGUGACAGACUUGUUGUCCUCUUUCCAACUGAAUUCCAAAAUCUCUCUUCCCAAAUUCAUUGUGAAUUGAGACCUUAUAGAGGUUUGUUACUUACAGUCCCCACAAAGAAUCUGACCACUGACUGGUGAAUAUUUUUAUUUCAAUACAAAAUGACGAAAUGGAUUAAGACUUUUACUCAGGAUAGGAAACUAAAAUUUUGGGAGAACUGUGAAAUAGUGCUUUUUUUUUUAAGGCUUCUUUCCAUCUUUGCUACUCCUCAACAUUCAGUUGGUUUCCCAACAUUACAGCUACCAUAACUGACUGACCCAGCUCUGGAAUUUUUUGGAGCCAGAUGUUCAUCAGAGAAACUGUUCAGAUGGGAAAGUGGAGAAGCUGUGCUCUGUGCUUUUUAUCUGGUGUGUUGGGAGUACAUUUUGGAGCAUGUUUGCUACUUAGCAGAGAAGUGAAAUUCAGGCACAAGAGGUUGUAAAUGUAAAGAGCCAAUAUGGGGGAAAAGAAGGCAGAACCAUUGGACUUUGUAAAAGAUUUUCAGGAAUAUCUUACCCAGCAGACUCACCAUGUCAAUAUGAUUUCUGGAUCAGUUACUGGCGACAAGGAAGUGGAGUCUCUCCAGGGAGCUGGGACAGAAGGUGAUCAGAACGGCCUGGACCAUCCCUCUGUUGAAGUUUCACUGGAUGAAAACUCAGGAAUGUUGGUGGAUGGGUUUGAAAGGACGUUUGAUGGAAAGUUGAAGUGUCGAUACUGCAACUACGCCAGCAAAGGAACAGCUCGGCUCAUAGAACACAUCAGGAUUCACACAGGUGAGAAGCCGCACAGGUGCCAUCUGUGUCCCUUUGCCUCGGCCUAUGAGCGUCACCUGGAGGCCCACAUGCGAUCCCACACCGGGGAGAAGCCCUACAAGUGUGAACUGUGCUCCUUCCGCUGCAGCGACAGGAGCAACUUGUCCCACCACCGGCGGCGCAAACACAAGAUGGUGCCCAUCAAGGGUACGAGGUCUUCCCUGAGCAGCAAGAAGAUGUGGGGGGUUUUGCAGAAGAAGACCAGCAAUUUGGGGUACAGCAGAAGAGCAUUAAUUAAUUUGAGCCCACCUUCCAUGGUGGUGCAGAAACCAGACUACCUUAAUGACUUCACCCACGAAAUCCCAAAUAUCCAGACUGAAGCGUACGAGGGCAUGGCAAAAACGGCUCAGAGUGGAGGGCUGCCAAGAGAUCCACAAGACCUCAUGGUGGAUAAUCCUUUAAACCAGCUCUCCACGUUGGCUGGACAGUUGUCCAGCUUGCCACCUGAAAACCAAAAUCCAGCCUCUCCUGACGUUGUUUCCUGUCAGGAUGAAAAGCCUUUCAUGAUCCAGCAGCCUGCUGCACCUGCAGUGGUUUCAGCUGUGUCAGCAAAUAUUCCUCAAAACUCAUCUCCAACCAGCCCAGAUCCUCGGCCUCCACAAAAUCAAAGGAACUAUAGUCCCGUGGCCGGGCCCAGCAGCGAUCGCAGCGCCCACACCAGUACUCCCAGUAUAAGUAACAGCCAGCCGAGUACUCCAGCUCCAACCCUCCCAGUCCAGGACCCUCAGCUUCUGCAUCACUGCCCACACUGUGACAUGUACUUUGCAGACAAUAUCCUUUAUACAAUUCACAUGGGAUGUCAUGGAUUUGAAAAUCCUUUCCAGUGCAACAUCUGUGGGUGUAAGUGUAAAAACAAGUACGACUUCGCUUGCCACUUUGCAAGAGGCCAACAUAAUCAACAUUGACUGAGACAUGCUUUGGUUUAGUUUUUUAACAUAUUACAGUCUAUUUUUCAUACUUGCUGAUGGAAAGCUUGCACAUUCCCACAUGGAAUAUUCACACUAGUCGAUUCGACAAAGGAGGCACAUUUAUUUCCGUGUUGUUGUAAAACUUGCCAGGGAAAUUUUGUGUAGGAUUUGGUUGUUAUUUUAUAUGUAGCCUUUCAAAGAAAGCCAAGAGUGCUGUCAGGAUUGGAAUGCAUUUACAUGCUGUGAUUGCUAAAUUUAAGUUGCUUGCACUUAAUCCCAAUAAACAUUCUGCAAAUGGA
Molecule: messenger RNA, 2246 nt
Organism: Manacus vitellinus (golden-collared manakin)
Lineage: Eukaryota; Metazoa; Chordata; Aves; Passeriformes; Pipridae
Gene: IKZF5
Product: IKAROS family zinc finger 5
Exons: 5
Coding region: 685-1944 (419 amino acids)
Biological process (GO): regulation of transcription by RNA polymerase II
Molecular function (GO): RNA polymerase II cis-regulatory region sequence-specific DNA binding; DNA-binding transcription factor activity
Source: RefSeq, a predicted model, not a curated record